AUGGAGGCAGAAAUUCGAGUUAUGCUGUUACAAAGCAAGGAAUGCCUGGACUGCCAGAAGACUCUGAGCUUCCUCUGUUCUGACGUGGAAAGUGCGCUGCAGAGCAUCUUCACCCUCCUAGUAAUUGCAGAUUUCAUAAUUGGGAAUGUGGGCAACGGAUUCAUAGUACUGAUAAACUGCAUUGACUGGGCCAAUAGAAGAAAGCUCUUUAGUGAUCAAAUCCUCACUGGCUUGGCGCUCUCCAGAAUUGGUCUGCUCUGGGAAAUGUUAGUAAGUUGGUUUGGAUCUCUGUAUUAUUCUGCCUUAUUUAAGACUGGUCCAGGAUUAAGAAUGAUUACUUUUACCUGGAUAGUUACCAAUCAUUUCAGCAUCUGGCUUGCUAUGAGCCUUAGCAUUUUUUAUUUGCUCAAAAUUGCCAGCUUUUCCAGCCCUUUUUUUCUCUACCUAAAACGGAGAGUUAAAAAACUGAUUGUGAUGAUAUUGCUAGGAAGUUUAGUCUUCUUGUUUUUAAAUCUGAUACAAAUAAAUGCAUAUAUUAAUGACUGGAUUCAUGUACAUAAAAACACAACUUGGAAUUCCAGAAUAAGAGACUCUGCAACAUUAUCAGGGCUAACCACACUCACAAAGACUAUCUUUACACUAAUACCAUUUACUGCAGCCCUGGUCUUUUCUGCUUUAAUCUUCUCCCUGUGGAAACAUCUCAAUAGGUUGCAACUCCAUUCCAAAAGACCCAGAGAUCCCAGGACCAAGGCCCACAUAAAUGCAUUGAAAACUGUGAUCUCCUUCCUCCUACUCUAUGGUACUUUUUUUCUGGCCCAUCUGAUAGCACUGAUGUCUCAUAUACUUCAAAACAAACUGCUCCAGAUGCUUGGCCAGGUUAUUGGAACUGUCUAUCCACCAAGCUAUUCAUUUAUCCUGAUUCUGGGGAACUCUAAGCUAAGGCAGGCCUCUCUUUGUUGCUGUGGCUGCAGAGGUAGGGCUGACAGAUGA
Molecule: messenger RNA, 990 nt
Organism: Trichechus manatus latirostris (Florida manatee)
Lineage: Eukaryota; Metazoa; Chordata; Mammalia; Sirenia; Trichechidae
Product: taste receptor type 2 member 13
Biological process (GO): detection of chemical stimulus involved in sensory perception of bitter taste; sensory perception of taste; G protein-coupled receptor signaling pathway
Cellular component (GO): membrane
Molecular function (GO): G protein-coupled receptor activity; bitter taste receptor activity
Source: RefSeq, a predicted model, not a curated record